Messenger RNA from Coffea eugenioides, 2077 nucleotides. Its product is annotated as organic cation/carnitine transporter 7-like. Gene Ontology annotation, molecular function: transmembrane transporter activity. Gene Ontology annotation, cellular component: membrane. The record is from RefSeq and is a predicted model, not a curated record. Bases 385 to 1851 code for a protein of 488 amino acids. Gene Ontology annotation, biological process: transmembrane transport. The transcript has 8 exons. Lineage: Eukaryota; Viridiplantae; Streptophyta; Magnoliopsida; Gentianales; Rubiaceae.
UUUGGCAAAGUACAAGUGGACAACCUGUAAGAGAAGGACAGCUCCUGAUCUUUGUUCAAUUUAUGUAUUCAAGAACAAAUUUGCUACGAAAGCAUUAGAAUCAGAAUUGACUGAUCAAUUGUUAAUUUGCCUUCUUCUUUUUCCAUCCAUUUGUCAAGAAGGGCUUAGUGCAAUUUUUGGAGGCCCGUUCCUGAUUGCUAAGUGGUGUUGCAUGCAGAGAAAAUAAAUUUUUCACGAUUGCCAGUGCUUUGGGUAGGCAGCCCAAAUUGUAAGAUCAUAAACCAAGCUCAAGUUGUACAUCUUUAAGUCAAGCGACUGACGGUUUAACUCAUCAACAGCUUGAACUUUUGUUGCUGACUUGCAGCACCUUUUUCCGGCCCUCAGAUGGGAGAUCCAAGCUCUGUACAUACAGUGGAUGAAGCCCUUUCGACUAUUGGUUUCGGAAAUUUCCAGACGGUUUUGCUUCUUUAUGGUGCACUUGGAUGGGUUGCAGAAGCAAUGGAAUUGAUGAUUCUCUCCUUCAUUGGACCUGUACUUCAGUCUGAAUGGGGACUCUCUUCUAGUAAAGAAAGCCUCAUAUCAACAGUUGUUUUUGCUGGCAUGUUGAUUGGCGCAUAUUUGUGGGGUCAUAUAUCAGACAACUGGGGAAGAAAGAAGGGAUUUCUUGGGGCAGCUAUACUUAGUGCCGGUGCUGGACUGUUGAGCGCUUUCUCACCAAAUUACAUAACAUUCGUCACUUGUCGAUUUUUUGCUGGGAUUGGUUUAGCAGCUGGAUACUUAUUUACAUCAUGGUUCUUAGAGUUUGUCCCUACUUCAAACAGAGGUUCUUGGAUGAUGAUUUUCUCAAGUUUCUGGACAGUUGGAACAAUAUUUGAAGCUUCUCUUGCAUGGUUUGUCUUGCCAAGAUGGGGAUGGAGGUUGCUACUUGUGCUGUCUUCUGUGCCAUAUUUUCUUGUGCUUCUGUUUUACAAAUGUGUACCCGAGUCUCCACGGUAUCUAAGUGCAAAAGGUAGACUGAAAGAAGCACAUGAAAUUUUGGAGAAAGCAGCACAGCUUAACCGAAUGAAACUUCCCUCUGAUACCCUUGUUUCUGAUCAAGUACAGAACUUGGAUGAAGGAUUGUCUCUUGUGGAAGAGACACAGUUGCUUUCCUCUUCGCAGAACGAACUACUUGAACCUAGAAAUAGAUGCCGGCCGCCAACCCUACUUUCACUCUUUUCACAAAAAUAUAUCAGAACAACUCUUCUACUGUGGUUUUUAUAUUUUGCAAACACAUUCUCAUAUUAUGGCGUUAUAUUGCUGACUUCUCAGCUCAGCUCCAUGACAAAUAAAUGCGGAUCAAUCACCUUCCUUUCAGUGGGAAGCCAGGAUUCUCGCCUUUAUAUAAAUGUCUUUCUUACAAGUUUGGCAGAGGUUCCUGGACUUGUUUUAGCAGCAUUUAUAGUGGACAGAGUCGGUCGCAAAGUCUCCAUGGUGAUCAUGUUUACUCUAGGUUUCAUACUCCUAUUUCCACUAGUAGCCCAACAAAAUGGAGUAUUGACUACAGCUUUGUUGUUUGGAGCACGCAUGUUUGUUUCAGCUACCUUUGAAGUUGCUUGUGUUUAUGCCCCGGAGGUAUAUCCUACUGAUAUCAGAGCAAGUGCCGUCGGGCUUACAACUUCUAUGGGAAGAAUUGGUGGCAUGCUAUGCCCUCUUGUUGCCGUUGCGUUGGUCAGUGAUUGCCAUCAAACAGCAGCAGUUUUUCUGAUCUUGGCAAUGAUAUUUCUUUCAGCACUCUCUGUCGCAUUUUUGCCAUUUGAAACAGGGGGAAGAGACUUGUCUGAGUCCGUGCAUCAGCCCGUAGUUGAAUAGAUGGCCGAACUCUUUAAGAAUGUGUGGUGUUGUAGCCUCAAUAAAUUUUCAUUUGGGCAAAAUAUGUUUUUCUUAGUUGCCAUCAGUAAGUCCCUGUUGUCUGUUAUCUCCCUGUGCUCCUAUUACUUCAGACUUGAAAGUAGUUUAGGAUUUUGGAUCCCUGUUUGUUCUCGUCUUUCUAUACUACCAUAACGUUGAGACUUGAAAGCAGUUCAGAAUUCAUACG